Messenger RNA from Ipomoea triloba (trilobed morning glory), 3761 nucleotides. Its product is annotated as serine/threonine-protein kinase KIPK2-like. Gene Ontology annotation, molecular function: ATP binding; protein serine/threonine kinase activity. Lineage: Eukaryota; Viridiplantae; Streptophyta; Magnoliopsida; Solanales; Convolvulaceae. The record is from RefSeq and is a predicted model, not a curated record. Gene Ontology annotation, cellular component: nucleus; cytoplasm; plasma membrane. The coding region runs from base 555 to 3524 and encodes 989 amino acids. Gene Ontology annotation, biological process: protein phosphorylation. The transcript is spliced from 4 exons.
AGUAAAUGACGUUUGGUAAAUUAAUUGGUAAUGAUCUCAUGACAUCUCUGCCCACCCUUUCUUCUCCUUCUUCUUGAGAGUUGAGAAUCAAAGCCAACAAGUGGAAGCCCACUCUCACUCAUUUCUAUGGUUUUCAAACUCUCAUACUUCUUUCUCCAGAUUCUUUUGAAUUCAUUGUCUCUUCAAUCUGUAGAGCAUUGGAUCUCUCUCCAUUUUCCCUACUUCCUUCAGGAAAAUGAAAUCUAUCUUUGCUGUUAGAGAAAUCUGGGGAAAACCAUCUUGCUUCUUUGAUUGAAUGUUGUAAUCUUUCUAUUUACUGCAGUGCUAGCGAGGGAUUCAAGUUAAAGAUAUGAUUCGUGCAUUGAACUCAAUGGGCCAUAGAAAAAGAUGUUUUGCAGUAAAAAAGUUGAAACUGAACAACCUAAAGGUUUGAUGGUGUUGGUGUAUAUCAGGAUGACCUAGUUAAGUAGUUAUUUGACUUGACAAAUGAAGAUUUAACCAAUUGCUCGAGGUGCUGAGUCCCUUUCAAGUUGUUUCUCUUUGUUGCCGGUGUGAUGGGUUCGCUCAAACAUAACUCUGAAAUUGUUGAAUCAAAGGAGGCAAUUCGGCCAUCUCAGAAGUCUUGGUAUGGAAGAGCGGGUGAAAGAGAUGGGAAGCCGCCUGUGCUGAAAAAAGCACCCAAUAAGUAUUUGGAAGAUGAUAUCAACCGGCUAUUUGAGGCAAUAAAUUUUCGAACAUCAAAGAGUUUGGAUUUGUCAGACAGAGUAAGAAGAGAUGCCUCGAAAAGGCCAAUGAGGGGCAGUGGACCUAAUUCACCUGGAAUAGGAUUCUCUGAGCCCGUCUCUCUAAAACAGGCACUCCGGGGAUUAUGCAUUUCUCAGGCUGCAGAAAUGGCCGCAAUGAAAAGAUUAUCUAAGCUCCCCGGUUCUCCCAGUGAAUCAGAAGCAGGAAGGUUUACAACCUCGUGUAGGUCUGUUGCUGAUACUAGUGAAGAAAGAGGGGAAAUAUCUCUAACGCCCGACGAGGGCUCUUCGAGAUUCUCUUCUAAGGUGCCUCUCCACCUUCAAGCAUCCAGCUCGAGGCCAUUAAGCCGUAGUGCUCAGUCUUCUCCAAGAUAUUACAUCAGAUCAGCCGCUAAGAGUGCACUGUCCACUGCAUGCCCGAAUAAUAAAAUAGUGCCUGCUGAAAGCACUUCCAGUGCUUCGGAGAAGUUGCCUCAAUGUCAUCAAGAGUCCAAGCAUAAGUCACCCAGCCAAAAUGUCCUUUCUUCUCCUCGAUUGUUGGGCAAAGCGAUUUCUAAGAUUGCAGUUGGUGUCAUUCCACAAGACGAGAAAAUAGUUCCAGAAGAAAGCAUUUCAGGCUCAUUUGAUAUGCCUCAGCAAACUCAAGAGCCCAAGAUAAAGUCCCCGAGCCAAGCUGCUGCUCCCACUUUGUUUGUGGAUAAAGCAAUUUCAAAUGACGCACAGUCCACUUUCUGUCAGAAUGAGAGAAUCGGGCAUGUAGAAAUGAGUUCAAGCUCAUCAGAGAAAGCAUCCAAGCACCCUCAAGGUCCCCAGAAAAAGCCUCCGAACCAAAGAAACAUUUCCUCCCCUAGAUCUGUUAAUAAACCGGUUAUCAAGAGUACAGAGUCCAAUAUAGUGCAAUCUGAGAUUUCAACUGCAUCAGCCCCACUUGCCGUUCAGCCAGUUGAAGUCCAAGAUGAAGCAGAACAUCAAACUUCAGUUCCUCCAAGAAAGGUGACAAGCAAUCCAUCUAGAAUUGGUGGCACAUCAAUUAAAGUUCAUAAAGCAACACCUAAACUAAGACGGAAAGGUAUACCUUUAUCCAGUACAGUAAAGAGCAGCAAGGAUUUCAGGUCAACAAGAAGCUCAUCUCGUGCUCUAAAACCAACUACCCGGAUCAGAAAAAUCCCCAAAACAAAACCAAACCAGCAAACUACACAAGUCUCGGGCAAUUCCAAUCUCUCUUGUGAAAAUGAUGGUGUUCCAGACAAUGCUGGCAAAGUUAUCUGCCAGAGAUGUCAGUGUGCAUUGAAGGAUGUGAGAGACGAGCCUAGCAAGAAGCUUGCAACCCCAGUUCCUUUGUAUGUCCCUAGUGAAGUAAAUACUUGUUCUGGUGAGCCUGGUUUCAUCGUGAACCCUGUUCCAAAAUUGAACAAGUACUCAAAAUCAAUAUUAGGGGACUUUUCUCAAAGCUCAAAGAGUAGCAUUGGUGACUACAGUAGUAGCACUACCAUCAGCGAAGAGAGCAAUAUAAGCGGGUUAAGUUAUGGUACCAGACCACACAUGUCUAAGGAUACAAGAUGGGAGGCUAUAAACCAGGUGAGGAAGCAGCAUGGCUUCUUAGGUUUGGGUCAUUUCAAUCUAUUGAAGAAGCUUGGUUGUGGAGACAUUGGUACUGUCUAUCUUGCCGAGCUGAUAGGAACAACUUGUUCGUUUGCAAUAAAGGUUAUGGAUAAUGAAUUUUUGGCCAGAAGGAAGAAGACACCGAGAGCACAAACAGAAAGAGAGAUCUUAAGAAUACUGGACCAUCCUUUUCUCCCUACAUUGUAUGCACAGUUUACAUCAGAUAAUUUAUCCUGUUUAGUUAUGGAGUUCUGUCCAGGUGGCGAUCUGCACGUGCUCCGUCAAAGGCAGCCUGGAAGAUAUUUUCCUGAACCCGCAGCAAGGUUUUAUGUUGCUGAAGUCCUCCUUGCUCUGGAGUAUUUGCACAUGCUAGGAGUUGUGUACCGUGAUUUGAAGCCCGAAAACAUUAUGGUACGCGGAGAUGGUCACAUAAUGCUCACCGAUUUUGAUCUGUCACUGAGAUGUUCUGUUAACCCAACUCUUCUAAAAUCAUCAUUGCCACUGGAGCCUGCUAGGAUGUCUGGUCCAUGUGCAGGGUCCAAAUGCAUUGAUCCUUUUUGUGCCGAACCCUCGUGUAAAGUUUCGUGCUUUACUCCUAUGAACUUUCCCCCCACCACAAGAGCAGGAAAGCCAAAAACCGAACCUUUAUCAUCAUCAUUCAACAAGUCCUUGCCACAACUAGUAGUCGAGCCAACGGAGGCCAGGUCUAACUCAUUUGUUGGCACACACGAGUAUUUGGCUCCCGAGAUCAUCAAAGGAGACGGGCAUGGGAGCGCUGUGGAUUGGUGGACACUCGGAGUUUUUCUUUACGAGCUUCUCUAUGGUCGAACGCCUUUUAAAGGUGCUGGGAAUGAGCAAACUCUGACCAAUGUGGUGCUCCAGACCCUCAGAUUUCCCGAAAGCCCUAUCAUCAGUUUCCAGGCUCGAGAUUUGAUCAGAGGGCUCCUUGUAAAGGAUCCCGAGAAUCGAUUAGGAUCAAAAACUGGAGCAGCUGAGAUCAAGCGCCACCCGUUCUUCGAGGGCCUGAACUGGGCACUCAUACGGUGUGCCAUUCCACCUAUAGUGCCCGAAUUCUGCGACAUUGAAGCUGCAAAUAGUGCUUUCUUGCAACAGAAGAGCAAGAAAAAGUACAGAGAGUAUGGUUCCACGGAAGGGCACCUAGAAUUCGAGUUGUUCUAGCAAUAACGCAUGCUGGUAAGGAAUAUUGCUGUCUGGUUAAGUAGCACUCUGUACCUUAGUAUUCCCAGGUUUAUAGUUACAAAAUUUAUUUCUAUAAUGUAUAUGCUUAGAACACAAAUCUUCAGUUCAAUACCAGGAAGUCAUUCCAUCAAUGAGAAUUUUGUUCCAUCAUGUCGGAACAUAGAAAGUAAUAUUAUUGCUUAAAUGAAAAAUAAUAAGAGACUUUUAAUUUAAUAA